GGGUAUCCUCGCUUAGAAAUCAGCUCACGCAUGUCUAAUAAAUCAACGACCACCAUUCAUAAGAAUGGCAAUAAGAAUUACGGAACUCUGACUGAUAGAGAGGAAAACAAGGAUGAAAGUAGCAAUAGGUCAGAUUCUAAUCAUGAUUAUCUGGAUGAAGAUAGUAAUCCUGAAAUGAAAAUUGAUUCAGCACUUAACCAGAUCAAGACUUAUAGACUUUUCUUCUUUAUUGGGAUUAUUCCAAUGAUCCUUUCCUUUGCUUUCAGUGAUCUUAUAGUGGAUAGUCUGAAUUUCUUAGAGCUGCUUCCAAUGGGGUUAGAAUGUCAGACCUCGAAACUAAACUAUCAAGGAGACACUGUAUGGGUACCUUGCUCGAUUAACCGCAUUUGAAAUCAAAAACAUGGUGAUAAUAUUAUCAGGAAUGAUAAAGGAAUAGCAAUAUCUCGUAAGGUUCAAGGAGACUACUAUGCUCUCCAGAAUUGGGUUGAGAAAAUGGAAAUAGAAUGAAAAAAUAGUUUCCAAGUUGGUGCGAUUGGGUCAGCUGCAUUUGUUGGUAUGACAAUUGGCUCAAUAGUUGGUGCAGCCCUCUCUGCCAAGUAUGGGAGAAAGUUCAUCUACAUUGGAGGACUCAUCCUCACAACCCUAUCUCUUGUGAUUGUUACUAUUAUUCCAACAUACUACACAGGAAUGUUCGCUCUUUUGGUGUACGGGAUUGGUGUAUUCCCAAGGAUGACAAUCGGAUAUGUCUAUGCGCUGGAGGUCACUCCAGAAAGAGCAACAAGAACUCUUGGAAUGCUUAUGUUCGUUGGAGAAUGUACUACAAUUAUUUUCUCAAAUCUCUAUCUUGUACUAGGAGGGAGAAAUGCUUUGUUCUUUGUAUGGAUAUCUCUUGGAUUCUCUAUAUGUCCUUUGCUCUGUAGUGUGAUUCUUCCAGAAAGUCCUAAAUAUCUUCAUUCAACAAAGGACUAUGAUGGAGCGAAGAAGAGCUUGCAAAGAUUAGCGGUUCUUAAUAACCAAGCAGAUGAAGAUUUCUCCCAGAUAAAUCUUGAGAGGACAGUUUCUAAUUCUGAGUACUCUGAGGAAGAAAACAGACCGCUUUUGUUCGGAUUCUUAGACCUUUGGAAAGACAAAACCUCCCUCAGAAAUACUAUUGCCAUGGCUUAUUUGUGGGGGUUUUAUACAUUUGGGCAUCAUUGUCUCAUCUUCAUGGAAAAGUACUUCCCUGGUGAUAAGUAUAUGAAUGGACUAAUGAUUGCUUUAGCAGUUACUGUUGCACCUUUGUUGACUAGGGUGUUCCAAAUUUAUAUGUCAAGUAAGAGCAUUUAUGUGAUAUUUUCAUGACUUUCAAUUCUGUUUAGCGGGCUUCAUAUAGUUGCAUUUGCCAAUGAUUCCAUCCCUGCGCUAGUGAUGGUGGUACUCGUUGCUAUCUGUAUUGAUGCCAUUGGAUUCACCAACUAUUAUGUGGAGUUUGAAUAUUUUAGUCCAAAAAUUGCUACUCUGGCUUAUGGUAUUUGAUCUUUGGCAGGAAGAGGCUCAGCGAUAUUCGCUCCGAUGGUUGUUGAAGAGUUCGAUGAUACAAUGUUCAUUUUCUUUUUUAUGUCAAUAAUAGCACUGCUAAGUAUCGGGUUCAUAAAGAAACCUUAUGACGGAGAAGUGAGGUUUAAAGGGCAAGAUAUUGAUGAAAAAAAGAUUAAAGAAAUGAAUUGGUAGAUAAAGUAUUGUUAGAUUAUCACUAUAAAUCUUUC
Molecule: messenger RNA, 1745 nt
Organism: Moneuplotes crassus
Lineage: Eukaryota; Ciliophora; Spirotrichea; Euplotida; Euplotidae
Source: the annotation of a GenBank genome assembly